GCGAGCACGACACGGACAAACAUCAAGCAGUGGCUGGAGGAUCAUGCACAGCCGCCAGUCACAGUUGGUAUGGGCCAAAGCAUUGCCCUCAACGUGAUUACGCUUGCAACUGGCGUGGCCGUUUGGCACCUGAAGAGAUGGUGCCGACACGUACGGAGGAAGCCCAGCAACGAGUCGGGAGGACUGCAAGAGGCUUCCCGGAGGCUGCUGGCCAACGAUGACUGCGGCGAGUACACCAGUCGAAACGCCUUUGAGUUUUCCUCGGCCUUUCUCGGCCCUACGUUCCAUGGCACUGCUCUCAACUAUCUGAUAUUUCUUCGCAUUUCGGCGGAGAUGUGUACGACGCUGACCGUUGUCUCUGCUUUUUUUGUGAUUCCUCACUGGGGCGUGCAGCCCCUUCUGCUCGGCGGUCCUCGGGGCCGGAUCUCACUGGCAAAGGACAUUAGUGCUGAUGGUAUCUGCUUGCUCUGCCUUCUCGCCACGGUGUUCGGUGUGGUGGUCCUCAUCUUUACACAACGGAUGAAGGGUUGGGAGGUCGUGGAGGUCCCCAAACUCGACGACGCGUGCAACGAAGCUUACGAAAAGAUCAAGAGCACUGCGAUGAAGGCUUGCGCAGUGGAGGUGCAGAACAAGAAGUUGUUCUUCUGCCUUCAGCCUCGGGAAGCCCUACCAAAAGCAGAGAGCAAACUCUGUGCAUCCAACCUGUCUGGACGGUGCAACACCUGCAUCCACCGCAUGCCGAAGUUCGUGCAGUUGAUGGGCGACGGCGGAUCAUUCCUCGCAUUCAGCGAUGUGAAGGAACCAAAUGUGCAGACACUCCGAAAGCUGCGCCAGAAGCAGUGGAAGACGAUCCAGAACGUGUCUGAGCUUACCGCAGUUGUGAUUGACGAGGACUUUGUCAAGGAGUAUCCCAUCGAAGUUGGACCCUUCAGCCACAUGCACUUCACUUGCGACCAGCUCUCGGAUACUGGAUUGUCUCAGAGGCUAAAGGAUCUCAAGCUAUACCUGAACGGCUCCUUCGAUAACCGAUUCCAGCGCUUGGUGGAUGACCCAGCUUCGUUGAAAAUCAUGCAGGAUGCUCUUCCCCGGUUGGUGCGCCCGGACCACUGGAGGGCUGUUGUCCAAUGGGCGGUGAACUUUGUUGCUGAAGCUCAUGGCAAAAGCUGGGACAAGCUUGCUUUCCAUGAAAAGUUCCAUGUGAUGAUCUAUGCGAUGCUAACAGGACGGUCCCAUGGAAAUGUGCACUUGGACAUGCAGCAGGCUAGCAAUCUAGUGGAUUUUAUGGACACAGCUGCCAACCUGGAGGGCCUUGUGGCUAUGAUGGACGACCGAAGCAAUCCAGAAACCUACAUGGUCUCACGUGUGGCGGAGUUGUUGCGGGAGAAGCAAGUGAAGUCACUCUGCACCGUAACUUUGGUCUGGGGCCUGGAUGGAAACCCUCAUAAGUCAGACCUGGACUUGCACACCUGGGUCAAAGGGACAGAGCUCUACUACGGAAAGAAGAACGUAGAGAGCUGCUGCCUUGACUUUGAUGCAAACGCUUCACAGGUUGAGAAGAACCCGGCCGAGAAUAUCUCACUGAACCAAGUUGGAACCUUCGUGAUGAAGGUCAACAACUUCAACAACCGCGAUGGCACGGAUGUUCCAUUCAAGCUCAUUGUCCGACGGAGUGGCCAGGAGAGCGAGGUCCACGAGGCUGUUUGGCCGCGGAAUAGGGCAAAGGGAACCUUGAUGGAAGUUUGCCAGGUCAGGGUUACGCCAGAGGACCUGGUCGAAAAGCCCGUGGAGUUGUCUGAGGCCGAGCAGCGCAAGCUUGCAGCAAAGGAAGCCGAGUGGAUGCAGCUUUUUGGAGAGCCUGUCUCCACGCUGGCCUGCGAGCACGACCUCAACGUGAAGACGGUGAACCUACCUCUCCGGCAUUCGGGUGAAGCUGCAGGGUACCCCAGUGCACAGCAGCUGUUCACCAAGAUCCUUACCGCAGCUCCAAAGGAAGCGAAGAAGAAAGGAUCCUCAUUGGCCGAACGGUGUCGGCUCGAGACUUUAGAUGGCUUCAUCCAGCAUGUGACAGAGCACGAGUCCACGGUGGAGGUAGACAUUCGGAACUUCGUGCCUGGAUACAUCACUCGCCUGGAGACGGAGACAGACCUUCUUCACAGCAAGUUUGCUGUCAAUGUCUUCCAUCGAAAGUACGAGCUGCCGCAGCAACCGCGCACGGAUGAGCAAUCGACGGCCAGAUUCGACACAUCCUGGGGUCUGCCGGCCACUGCAGCCGUGCACGGCUUUGUGCAGGUGAACAAGAUCUGGUUCAUGAUCCUCAAGGGUGCUCGGCUUUCCCCCAAGAGCAGUGACUGGCCUUUGGCUGGGGGCAUGUAUCCGACGAACCUGAAGCCAGAGGCCCAUCAUCACCGCAGCAAGUGGGCCAGCUUCCACUCCCUGACAGCACCAAAGGUGCCCCAGGAAGCCAGAGGCCCUUGGUUCAUUGGCUCUGCUCUGGUUGGCUUUCCCAACUUUCACUUCAAGCUGGAUGGGCGCCAGGUGCACAUGCGUGUACGGUCGGCUAUGCAUCCUCGGACGAUGCCUCUUCUCGACCGUACGGUUUGGUUGACUCAUCUUCCGGUGGGCGACAAUAUGACCGGAAGGCCCUUCUCGCUCACCGAUCAGGAGUUUCACAUGGUCGAGCAGUCCCUCACUCGUGCGAUUGAGGAGCAUAUCCGUGAGAAGCUCCAAAUCAGUGAAGAGAAAGCGAAGACAGCAGUUUUCCGUGUGCACGUGCCCUUCGUGGUGGACAAGUGGUACGACCUCGACUCCCGGCAGAAGGAGACUUUGGCCAGGUUGAAGAUGAAGCGAGACCAGCUGAGUACUAUUCAGGCGGAGCUGCACCAGCACUGCUGUCUCUGCCGGUGCUCUCCGCGUCUCCGUAUAUGGUGGUUAUCUAGACAAGUCCGGCGGCUUGAGCGGAAGACACAAGAUCUGAAGCACGAGCUGGACGACAUGGAGCUGUCUGCCAAGCGAAUGAGUGGCAGUGCCUUUGUAACCUUCCAGGAACGCAAGUACAAAGCGACUUUGCUUGAAGACAUACCGUCUUGCUGGAAGUUCCAUUCCUACGCGUAUUUCAACUUCGGCCAGCCGCCUUUCUCUUCUGUUACGUUGAGGUGUCGGCGGGCACCCCAUCCAGCCGACGUGCUUUGGGAGAAUCUGCAUAUCCCCUACUACAAGAGGGGUCUGCGCUUGACAAGCGCUACCUUGCUGCUUCUGGUGUUCAUGCUAGUUGUCGUCACACCCGUGUCUGUCUCUUCAGAGCUGAACACCAUCAUUCCGGAACUUCGGAAAGGCUCCCAAGGUCUCCGUCACGCAGUGGAGCAACGCCUUGGUGUAUUCCUUCCGGACAGGGGUGGCGUUUGGCGCUGGAUGUCGAUGCAGCUACCAACCAUGAUAAUUCUGCUCAUCAACUCCUUGCUGCUUCCUUUGAUUAUCGGCGAGAUUUGUCGCUUUACUCGGAGCCACACUCUGUCCAAGGUGGAGGUGAACCAGCUGCUGAUGAACUACGUGUUUCUCGUGUUGAAUCAGCUGCUGAUCCCAUUGCUCGGCCUCACCGGCAUCCCGGCUCUCCUGGAGUUUCUGGAGGUGAAGCUUGCAGAUCACACACAGGACAUCUCGGUGCUGCAGCUGCUGGACGGAAGCAUGUUCAGUUCGCCUGGCCUUUUCUACGUGCGCUACUUGCUGAACUGCACCUUCCUGACCAACACCAACAGCCUACUGAAUCUCAGUCAGCUUGUUGUUCGGUGGCUGCUAUCGCACCACGAACCGUGGAUCUUUGCUUGGGGAUACUGGUAUGCCUUCACCCUUGCCAUUCUUACCACCGCCGUGAACCUCGGCGUGCUCAUGCCCUCGCUGCUACCCUGUGGUGCCCUGUUCUUCGCGAUGAAGUACAGAAUUGACAAGCACAUUCUUUCCGUGCGUGGAUUCCUCUGCGGUCCGGAGAGCCAGGGCCUGUUCAUCCCCCGGGUACUGUUCAUAAUGCGCAUGAUUGUCGCUGGGCUCUGGCUGGUAAUCGGCAGCUCGCUGCACUUCACCGCUCGCACCUUCUUCGAGGACCGGUGGACAGCGCCAGUGUCGUUGAAGGCCGUCGAGUGGUUUUCGGCCUUGCUUGUCGCAGCUGCGUUGGUUGUCUGGCUCUGGAGCUCUUGGGCCAAGGCCAGCUCGCUGCACAAUGACAAGUUCGAGCUUCUGCGCUUCUCCAAGAAGGAGAAGAACAUCAUGGACAGGUGCCUGGAUUCUAUCUUCGGGAAGCUUCAGGGGGACUUGGAGAUGCAUUGGCAGAGGGUGGGGCAGCCCAAGCUCGAUAAGGCGGGCCGCUUCCCGUCAGAGGACACCAGCCUCUCUCUGGGCUCUCUGGCCUUCACGCGUCGAGACUCCACCGAGGUUGAGGAGCAGCACGGCGAGCAAGGGAUGAUCUCGCUUGUUUGGCACUGUCGCUCCUGGCUGUCAUCCUGGACGGAGUUUGCCACACGUCGCAAUUUGCCGGCCGAUCUUUUCUAUCUGACAUACGACGGAGCUGAUGAAAGCCCUCUGUCGUGA
This is a messenger RNA of Symbiodinium sp. CCMP2456, 4578 nucleotides long. The record is from the annotation of a GenBank genome assembly. Lineage: Eukaryota; Dinophyceae; Suessiales; Symbiodiniaceae.